AUGAGUAGUUUAGUUAAAAAUCAAUCCUCAACUAAGAUUAACUUUAAAAAGCUGAUAAAGAAACUAAUAAUGAAAAUGAAUAGAGAGUUGGAUAAAAAUUAAGAAGAAGCUGCAUAUCAUAUAAAUCGGGGUGCGUUAGCUUGUUUUACUACGUUAUGCAACACUUUGAGUAUAAAUAAUCGAGUGAUGUAAGUCUUGAUGUUCUAAUUAGUGAAGUAAAUUUAUCAGGAUGUAACAUUAAUGUAUAUUAUGCAAUUGAGAUUAGUGGUUUAAUAUAAAAAAACACAAAUAUAUAAAUAUUAAACUUAGGAAGCUGUUUGAUAAAUUCAUUUGGACUAAGCUGUAUAUUUAAAGCAGUAUAAAUAUUAUAUAAAUAAACCAGUUAAUAGAUCAUUCAGGAUUGAAGAUCUUAAAUUUGUUUAACAAUUAAGCAUUUACAACUGCAAUAGUCCAAGAUUUUUGUAGAUAUGUUUUAUGUGGUAAGAAUUAGUUAUAAGAAAUAAAUUUAUCUCAUUGUAACAUUCAAAACUCUUUAUUAGCAUAAAUUAUGGAUAAAACUCAUCAUUUAAGUUCUUUGAGGUAUAAAAAUUCAGUAAAUAAUUUAGACGAUUAAAAUUAUCUUUGAUGUGUUUAAAUUCUGAAGGAAUUAUAGCUUUAUCAAGUAUGAUGCUCAAUUAUACAGGUAAACUAAAUUUGGAUAAUUUGGAUAUAUCAUAUAAUUAGAUAAAAAAUGAUGGAAUAGAAUUAUUAGCUAAAGGUUUAUUUAUGUCAGUUAGAUAAAUAAGAAUAAAAUCAUUGAAUUUAAAUGGAAAUCAUAUUUCUUAGACAGAAUUUUUGGAAUAAAUAAUAUUGAAAAUUUAAUUAGAAGAGUUACAUUUAGCUCAUAAUCAAAUAAUAGAAUUUUAAAAUUAAUAAGUUCUCAAUCUUAAAUUAUUAAGAGUUGAUUUAUCUUAUAAUAGAAUUGAAGAAAUACCAAAUAACUUUUUUCUAAAUGUUUUUUAUUUAAAUCUUUCUAAUAAUUAAAUUAAUACAGAAGGAGCUUAUUAAAUAAGUUAAGUGUUGAGUUCUAAUAAAGUUAAAUGGAUGUAUUUAGAUUUGACUAAUAAUAUAAUAAAAACAAAGGGAUUUAUUUCAAUUAUUUAUGCAUUGAUUGAAAAUACAAGUCUAACUAGUUUAUCUAUAUCUAAAAAUUAAAUUACUGGUGAAGGGAUUUUAGUAUAUAUUUUUAAUCAUGAAUAAAUUAAAUUAUAAUAUCUAGAUCUUUCAUAUAAUCAAUUAAGAUAUGAUUUAGUUUAUGCUUUAAUAUCAAUGAUGAAGGAAUCUAGAUUAAAAUCAUUAAUUUUAUCAUAAUUAUUUAAUGAUGAAAAUGAAAUAUAAAGUGGUAAAUAAGAUUGUUUUGAAAUUAAAUGUACUAAUUUGAAGGAAUUAGAUUUCAGUUACAAUCCUUAAAUAAUGUUACCUAUAUUAGAAUCACUUAGUAAAUAGUAUAAUAGAAUAGAAUAUCUCAAUUUAAAUGCUUGUGGUUUGAAUAACUCUAUUUUAAUUGAAAAAUUGAGUAUUCUAAUUGAAAAAACAUAUACAUUAACUACUCUAUAAAUAGCUUAAAAUCAUUUAGGUUCUUUAAAUCAAUAAUCUUUAGAAUAAUUAAGUAGUUCUUUUGGUAAGAAUUCAACAUUAUUAAAUAUUAAUUUAUCAAAUAAUAAAUUGAAAGACUCAAUCUAAUUUCUAAUAAAUGGAUUAUAAAAUUGUUGUUCUUUAAGAAAUUUAAAUAUUAGAAAUAAUUUGAUUGAUGAAAAUGAAAUGAUAGCUAAGAAAUUGCCAUUGUUAUUUAAAAAUAGAAAUUUAUAAAUUGUAGAUUUAUCUAAUAAUUGGAUACAUGGUAAAACUCUUUAAAAUAUUAAAAAUUGUAUAUAAAAGAUGCAUUCAUAAUUUCCAUAAUUAAUAUUAAAUAAUCUGAAACUAACAGCAGAUGAUUUAUUAAUAUUAUCAGAUAUAAUAUCAGAUAUAUCUUCAUUUAAAAUAUUAGAUAUAAGUAUUAAUAAUUCAAUUGAUUAUGUAAACAAUUUUACAGCAUUAUUAGAUCAUAAGGAAGUUAAAUCAUUAACAAUUAAUAAGAUAUAAUGUAGAUUAGAAUCUUAUUAAUUUUUAUAAUAGAUAAUGAAAUAAAAUAAUCAUUCAUUAUAAGUAAUCGAAGUCUCUAAUACUCUUAUAUCAUAAAAUUAUUUACUUACUCUAUUUCAUGGUAUGACAUAUACUAAACGUUUAAAAUCUUUUAUUCUCGAAUAUUAAUUAAUUGAAUCAAGAGAGAUACUUGAUGCCUUUUCAACUUUGAUUAAAAUUAAAGCAUUAGAUAAUUUAUAACAUUUAAUUAUUAAGAAAUCUACAUUAUCUAUUGAGUUUUUUGUAGUUUUGAAAUAAUUAUUAUAAUAGACUGAAUAACUUUAGGAAUUAGAUAUAAGUGAAAAUAGAAUAAAUUAAUAAAAGUUUGAAAUUCUAUGUGAAGGAAUAUCUAUUAAUAAUAGUUUAAUUACUUUGAAUUUAUCAAAUAUAAAAUUAGAUGAUUAUAAAUGUAGAUUAUUAAUAGAAUCUUUAUAUAAAAAUAAGACAAUAUAACAACUUGAAUUAUCAAGAAAUAAUUUGACUUAAUAAAGUUAUUACAAUUUUUUUGAAGUUUUUAAUAAUAAUAUCUGUUUAUUAUAAAAAUUAAAAUUUUCUAAAACUAAAAAGUAAUCAUUAAUUAGAGUAUUACCUGAAUAUAAAUAUGAUUUUCUUAUAAAUUUUAAUUUACCUGAAAAAUCAAAAUUUCUAUUUUGUAAUUUAGUUUAACUUGAUUUAUCUAGGGUUAAAUAUUAAUUAGGAUGUUUAAAAUAAUUAAUAAAUAGAAUUAAACCAGAUUAAAUAUUUUAAAAUAUAAUAGUACUAAUAUUUAAUGAAUGUUAAUUUGAAGAUGAACAUUGUGAAAUAUUAUUAGAUUUAUUAAUAAAUUAAAUAAAAUUAUAAGAAUUAUCAUUGGCAUCAAAUAAUAUUACAUCUAAAGGAUUUAAUAUAUUGAUUAAUUUUAUAUUAGAAAAUAAGAGUCAUUUAAGAAAGUUAAUAAUUUCUAAGUAAGAAUUUAAUAAUUAAUAUAGUAAUUGCAUAGAUUCUAACAUUCUUUCUAAAAGAUGUUUAUAAUAAUUGACAUAUUUUAAUAUUUUAAUAAUUGAUAAUAAUAAGGCUUUAGGAAAUUAAGAUUUAAUAGAAUUUUUAAGAAUAAAUCCAGGAUUAUAUAUUUAUAAUACAUGGACUUAAGUUUCAGAAGAAUUGGCAUUUUAAAUAAUAGAAUAAUAUAUUUAAUAUAGCAUUAAAUAUAAUAUAAAAAUAACACCAUUUUAUUUGAAAAGUUUGAUAAUAAGAGAUUCUAAUUUAACAGACAACUUUUUGAUUUGGUUUGGUUCUAAAUACUUUCAUUUUUAAUAUUUGGAAGCUAUUGAUUUUUCUGGUAGUACUAAAUAUAGUACAAGUGUUGGUAAGAUGCAUAUGUAUAUUAGUAUGAUAAAUGAAUAAUUUAUGAAUUAUAAUCUUAUAGAUGGUAAAAUAGAUAAUGAAUAAAGAGUAAUUAAUAUCUUUGAUGAUGGUAUAUUAUAAUGUUUUUUAAUUAAAUUAAAAAACUAUUUUCUAAGAAAUGGAAGUAAUGGAAAAUGGAUCAUUUAAUUGAUAAAUACAAAUUAUUAUUAAUAUACUGAAUUUAAGUUAAGUAGUUCAUUAUAUAGAUUUUUAAGACAAAAUAAAAUCUUAAUAAAAACCUAUUGUUUUAUUUAAUUUUUUUCAGUUCCUGUUUAGGCAUUUUUGAGUGCCAUUAUAGGAUUCUACUUUGAUCAUAAAGUAGAUCCAAAAUAAGUUAAUAUUAAUUGUAAAGAUAUAAACCCUUGCUAUUUCACAAAUUUUAAUAUUUAUAUUACAGGAGUUAGUAUAGUUUAUUUGAUUAUUACACUUUAUGUAUAGGGUUUGAGUUUGUAUGUUGCAAUUAAAAUAAGAGUAAAGGCAAUUCCAGAUUAUUGUAUUAGAACAUUUGAAGAAAAAUAAUCUUAAAUGUAUAAAUAUCCUUUAAGGCAUGAAUUAAUCUUAUUUUUUAUGCAGUUUUUCAUAUAAACUGAUUAUUAUUUUGAAUUCGAAGUAAUAGGAUUUUGUGCUAGUUUUAUAAAUUUCUUACAAUAAUAAAACAUUUAAACAGAAUUACAAUUUAAAUUUUUUGUACUUUUAUUUGCCUUAUCAUCAAUUACAAUAAUAAAAUUCAUAAUUGUUACUUACACUAAUUAUAUUAAUAUGUAUAAUCUAUUUAAAAAUUUGGAUGCAGAUUAAGCUACAUUCUUUUCACAUAUUUGGAAGAUGAGUGAAAAGAAUUAUGUAUUAGAAAGUGUAUUAAGAUAAUAUUGUCCUUAAAUUGGAAUUUAAGUCAAAAAAUUUCUAUUAAAUAGUAGAUAAAUAUCUGAAUUUACAUUAGCUUUAUUAAUCUAUUUCCCAUCAUUUAUUUGCAUAACAAUCUAUUUUAAUUUAUCCUCUCAAUAUUUUGAAUCAUAAUAUGAAUCAAUUAUUGUUCCAUCUGCAUAUAUCAUAUUUUUGAUUGGAUAAAUAAGAGUAGUUUUUGGAUUCUUUUUUCAUUUAAAUAUUGCACUUACUUCUAGACCUCCAUAAGUAAAUGGAUUCGAUUUUAAUCAUACAUUACAAUAAAGAAAAUAUUAAUAAUUUUAUAAAGAACAAGAAAGAUUCAAAACUUAAGAUGUACAUCAAGAAACUAAUUUAAUUAGUUCUGCGAAUAGUAAAAAAUGGAAAAAUGAAAAAAAGUUUUUUAUAAAAUAAAAUAAAAUUGAGUUUUGA
Paramecium primaurelia is the source of this 4854-nucleotide messenger RNA. NCBI's taxonomy places the organism in Eukaryota, Ciliophora, Oligohymenophorea, Peniculida, Parameciidae. The record is from the annotation of a GenBank genome assembly.